UUUCGUCCGUACCAGACUGUAGUUCCAAGUCACAGCUAGCCUCGGCAUCAGUCUCACUGCAUGUCUGUGUGUGUGUUUGAUGAGGUUUGUUAUUGAGGGGAAAUGUGGUCACUUUUCACCAGGGACCCCAUCAAAGACUUUGCUCAUGAAAUUCUCCCGGACAACCCGGAAAAGUCCGGAAUAUGGACACUGCAUCGGGGGAAACGAAAGACUACAGGAGAUCCUGUUUCUGUGUUUGUCUAUGAAGUGGCUCAGGGAACAGAGCAGCAAACCCAGCUGGCCAAAGCUGCCUUCAAACGAAUCAAGACACUGCGGCAUCCGAACAUCCUGGCCUAUGUCGAUGGACUGGAGACCGACAAGAGCCUUUACGUGGUGACUGAGCAGGUGACGCCACUGGCAGUUCACCUGAAGGCCCAGGCAGAAAAGGGCGGAGCUGGAGAACUGGAGAUAUCAUGGGGACUACAUCAAAUAGUGAAAGCCCUGAGUUUUCUGGUCAACGACUGCCACCUGCUUCACAACAACUUGGGCAUCUGGGCUGUUUUUGUGGACCGAGCCGGGGAGUGGAAGCUAGGGGCCUUGGAACAUCUGGCUCCUGAGCAGGGUGACCCCAGCGGGGUUUCGCUCCCUGGCCCAAAAGCUGUUUACCCGGACAUGGAGAAAUACGACCCACCGGAGAUGUCCAACAGCAGUGGAGAGAAAUGGGCGGGGGAGGUGUGGCGACUCGGCUCCCUGAUUUGGGAGGUGUUCAACGGGCCGCUACCUCGGACCUCCUCUCUGCGUUCGCUGGGAAAAAUUCCCAAGUCACUUGUCCCCCACUACUGUGAGCUGGUUGGGGCCAAUCCACGGGCUCGACCAAACCCGGCUCGCUUCCUCCAGAACUGUAGAACCCCUGGAGGAUUCCUCAGCAACAGCUUUGUGGAAAGUAACCUGUUCCUGGAAGAGAUCCAGAUCAAAGAUCCAGCUGAGAAGCAGCAGUUUUUCCAGGACCUGAAUGAUAAUUUGGACUCGUUUCCUGAAAACUUCUGUAAACAUAAAGUCCUGCCUCAGCUGCUCACCGCCUUCGAGUUUGGCAACGCAGGAGCCGUCAUCCUCACGCCGCUCUUCAAGGUGGGGAAGUACCUGUCAGCAGAAGAAUACCAACAGAAAAUCAUUCCUGUCAUCGUGAAGAUGUUCUCCUCCACAGACCGAGCAAUGAGGAUACGACUUCUGCAGCAGAUGGAGCAGUUUAUUCAGUAUCUGAACGAGGCGGCGGUUAAUUCUCAGAUUUUUCCUCACGUUGUUCACGGCUUCACAGACACCAACCCUGCCAUCAGAGAACAGACCGUUAAGUCGAUGCUGCUGUUGGCUCCUAAACUGAACGAGAGCAACUUGAACCAGGAGCUGAUGCGACACUUCGCCCGGCUGCAGGCCAGAGACGAGCAAGGUCCGAUCCGGUGCAACACCACCGUGUGUUUGGGCAAAAUCGCCUCCUACCUCAACGCCACGACUCGAGAGCGAGUUCUGAUUUCUGCCUUUUGUCGAGCCACUAAAGACCCGUUUCCUGCCUCCCGCUCGGCUGGCGUCCUGGGCUUCGCUGCCACUCACAACUAUUACAGCGUGACCGAGAUCGCCGGCCGAAUCCUGCCCACCCUCUGCGCCGUUACGGUGGAUUCUGAUAAAAACGUCAGGGACCAGGCUUUUAAAGCCAUUAAGAGUUUCCUUUCCAAACUGGAGGCUGUUUCAGACGAUCCGAGCAAACUGACUGAGAUCGAAAAGGACGUGGGCUCGUGCGCUCAGCCCGCAGGCUCCUCCUCCAGCUGGGCCGGCUGGGCCGUCACCGGCGUGUCCUCGCUCACCUCUAAGCUCAUUCGCAACAAUCCAGGCGCGGAGGGGGGCGCGGCGGCUGAGGGCAGUAGGCCAGCUGACACGAGUCCCACCGCUGGCGCCGAUGGAGCUUCAGCCCCAAACAAAGGCUCAGAAGAUAAAACUCACCAAACUACCAACCAAUCAGAGACGCCUGAAGUCACAGACAACGAUGACGCGACGGUAGGAGACCGUUGGGAUGAUGAGGAGGACUGGGGAAGUCUGGAGGAGCCAGAGAAAGCUCACACAGACGACUGGAACACUGACUGGUCAGAAACUGCAUCGUCCAGGAAGAAGACCAACAACCGAGGAGCAGGCCGGUCGUCCGCCUCCGCAGCGGUGAAGAAGCAGAGCUCGGACUGGAGCAGCUCCGGCUGGGACGCCGACGACAGCUGGUCCAACGAGAAAGAAGGCCAGGGUCAGAGUUCUGCGGGCGAGGAGGGGUGGGGCAACGACUGGGCGGAGGAGGAAGAGACGGACGCCACCUCCGCCGGUACAGCGGCGCACCUGCCAGAGGGCGUGCGCUUAGCCAGCGAGUACAACUGGGACACUGGCGGCGGUUCGGCCAAAGCAGCCAAUCAGAACGACUUGUUCGCAAGUUUGUCACAGAGAAACACCGGCGCUGCGACGGCUGGAGACGGCUGGGGUUCAGACGUUGUAGGAGACUGGGGGGCCGAGGAGAGCUGGGAGUCAGUGGAUGGAAGCCAGAAUCUCAGCAAGGCGGAGCUGUCCAAAAAGAAGCGCGAGGAGAGGAGGAAAGAGCUGGAGGCCAAACGGGCAGAACGUAAAGCAGCUAAAGGUCCUCUCAAACUUGGAGCACGCAAGCUGGACUGAGUUGGACUCGGGCGGGGCGGGGAGGCUGGAACACGGGUCUCGGUGGACCGCGUGCAGGAUCCACGGCUGAGACGUUAAAGGACCAGAAAGAAGCGACAGCGGUGGGAAAACACGAGACAAGUGCAGAGGGACAGAAGUUACUGUCGCCAGUCAACGACUCGUAGGGUUGGGAUUUCCUGUCUUUCCUUAUUAAAUAACUGAUGAAGGUAAAGACAGAAAAGUGACUGAAAUCCCCUGUAAAAAACAGACUUCAAACAGUACGGAGAAGUGUUAGUUUAACAAAAUGUUCCGGUUAGUUGAAUUCUGAAAUCAUUGCUGUUAUACAGUAAAUGUACAGAACCGGUGCAUCUUGUCUUCAGAAGUGACGCUUUUUUUAAAAGAAAUAUAUAAAAGACUUUCUAAAUCCAACCUGCAUUAAUAUAGUGAAUGUUUCUCAGUCCACACUGUAUGCACACACAGUGGACAUGACUGAGUUCAGCUGUUAGACCUAACUCUGUGCAUGCACGUAUCAAACCCUGACCAUGAAAACCAAAACAAAACAAAAAAAAAGGAAUGACACAGGUGUUGUCUUUAUUUUUGCACAUGUAGCUCUGUAUGUUGCUGUUGAAUAAGUCCUGGAGUUGAGUGGUUACAGUAAAGUCACAUUAAAAUACACAUUUUUGGGGCUUAACGUGAA
Austrofundulus limnaeus is the source of this 3352-nucleotide messenger RNA. RefSeq names its product SCY1-like, kinase-like 1 (gene scyl1). The transcript has 18 exons. Gene Ontology annotation, molecular function: protein kinase activity; ATP binding. Bases 103 to 2676 code for a protein of 857 amino acids. NCBI's taxonomy places the organism in Eukaryota, Metazoa, Chordata, Actinopteri, Cyprinodontiformes, Rivulidae. Gene Ontology annotation, biological process: protein phosphorylation. The record is from RefSeq and is a predicted model, not a curated record.